AGUACGAACCAUUCAAGAACUUCCUAAUGUGUUUGUCCCCAAAUGAAUACUUGGAUUUAAAAGAUGAUGUGAUCGAAGAUAUACUUCCUUUGGCAAAUGAAUACCAAGCCAUUUCUAUUCUCAAAACCUGUGAAGCAUGGCUGCUUAAAGAGAUUGACCUCAAAGAAGCAAAAAGUAAGACUAUGAUCAGUGAUUUGGAAUUUCUACUCAAAUUUUAUUACUAUAGUGGUGAAUACAACCUGCCAAAUCUUCAUGAACGAACUCUCGCAUGUUUAGUGCCAUUUACCUUGUCUUCAUGUAAACAAAUAGAAAAGUAUUAUAGACGACUGACAGACAGAGACAAAUUAGAGCUAUUUGAGGCCAGAAUCGAAAAACUUGACUCUUUACACUACGGUUCAACCAGCUGCCAUUCCAAAUACUCGCAUUUUUUGCAACACCCCUCUACUGCCGCUGUAAAGACAAUUUAUGACCCCCCUGGAAUAAUGCCCGGGGGUCUUUAUUUGCCGUCGAUACCACCUCUUCACUGAAUCUAUCUCCAAUAUUCUGUAAACACUUGAAAAAGUAUUGGGUAUAAAUUAGUAAGUGAAAUACAAAAUUUAUCAUAUAACAUAUUCCGUUGG
This is a messenger RNA of Saccostrea cuccullata (small rock oyster), 620 nucleotides long. RefSeq lists its product as uncharacterized. The transcript is spliced from 2 exons. Bases 27 to 527 code for a protein of 166 amino acids. Lineage: Eukaryota; Metazoa; Mollusca; Bivalvia; Ostreida; Ostreidae. The record is from RefSeq and is a predicted model, not a curated record.